AGAGCCCUUCUUCCUCUUGACCUCUGGAAAACGAUGGACGUGCCGCUUCCCUCUAAAUUUAGACACUUAUUUGUGUCUGUGCACUAUGCGCUUCAAACUGCAGUUCUUGUUUAUGUCGAUAGUUUAGGCCUGGCCUAGUUCGGUCGAAACGAGGUGACAGACCCUCGCGGGUCUCUGUUGGCACUAUGAGCGACAGCUCGGUCUGACGGACGCGCACAUCGCAGUAACGGUACCUUUCAUGUUUACGAGACUCAGAAAGAGACGUAAUGGCGCAGGAGAAUAAUAGUCAUUUCCUAACUAUCCCCUCACAAGAGGAGCUUUUCAAGACUGUGAGGGCAGAGCGUUUCGAAGACAACAGUAAUGAUGAGGACGAGGAAGAAACGGAGGAAGACGUCAGGCUAAUACCGAGGUCUUCUCCUGUUCCCAGAAAGCGAGGCUCUUCGAUUGCGGAUGAAACCGCCGAGUACAUGCGAAUUCGCCUGGCGUUACCGACCAGAAGCGUGUCGUUUGCAGACAGUUCGGGAGCCGAGCUGGUCGAUGUCAGAAUGUUUGUCCCGUUUGACUCAGAUGACGAGGACGAUGCAAGAUGGGAGGAAGAGAAGGCGCGGUACCGAAAAGCCUACCGUGAGCCCACUUACCGUGUGUGGCCGGAGUUCCAGCCGCUCACCGGAGCAGAGCUCGUGCACGCUGUCCACAGCAACAAGCUGGAAGUGGAGAGCGUGACAUCUGUGCCAGACGAGCCUCUGUCAUUCGAGGUGAUUAUUCGUGUGCUCAACAUUUCUUUUCAAAAAUCAGUUUAUGCCCGGUCCACGAUGGAUGGUUGGAUCAGUCACUUUGAUUACCCAGCCGAGUACGUCCAGGGCUCCGACGAAGGCGAAACGGACAAGUUCUCCGUGAAACUGGCCUUCGCUUCACCGUAUCUGUUCAACGGAGCGCGGAUUGAUUUUGUUGUGCGCUAUGAGACGGGAGAUCGAGAGUUUUGGGCAAACAACUCUGGCAGGAAUUACUCGGUAACUCUUUUACAGUCAUAUGAAGACGACACAAUCCUGACCACCACAGCGGACACAACAGAGCUGAGAGGGAUCCUGAAACCUCCCAGAUACAGAGCUGACAUUGGUUUUGAUGACUCUAAUGACAGAGAAGGAGAUGCAGAUCUGAGCAGCACUAAGUGUGAAGCAGCAGAGAAUCAAGCGUCUUCUGCACAGCCAGUUACAGUGCAGCCAGAGAUCGACAUCGAGACUGCCAAGAAUUCGUCCAUUUCUCCAGAAUUCACCAGAACCUCCUCCACAGCAGGAUGUCCUCAGUUCACUUCAGAUACUCCCCCUGGAGAGCCACUUGCACUAGAAUCGAUGUCAUCCAAUAGUUUACCACAAACAGAAGAGUCUGGACUUCAGCCGUCAACUCUAUCCGUCCCCCAGUCGCAUUCAACACAGCAGUUCUCUGAGCCACAAGAUCAAUUCUAUAAUGUUGGCCCUUCCUUGCCCUUUCCCCUUCCUGCAGUCCUCAUACACCAUUAUGAUCACCCAGAGACAUCCAAGAAUGAAUUUGAGGAUUCCAGUAAACCUGACCAAUCCUUUCAUUCAAAAGGAUUAUUUUCACAGUGAUAUGUUAGCGCAAGUGCCUUUCGAGUUAGGCCAACCAUCACUGGCUGGGCUUCCAGACAUGCCACAAAUCCAGGAAGAAGGUAUGCAGAAUGUUAAGGAUAAGGAAGAUGUUGAGGAAAAGGAUGACAUAUUGACAUAUCUGCCUGAAGAACCAAGUAGGAAUACAGAAGAAGAUAAAACAGGGACUUACUUUCACAUGUUGGAAGAAGCCAAGCAGCUUCCUGCAUCAAAUGAGGUAAACCAUGCCAUUAAAGAUGUGGAAGAGUGCAAUUUAUCAGAAGGAUCACAGCACCCCCUGGAGGAAGGAAUUCCAGAACAGAAACUAGAACUUACCUCUUCAGUCCGAGUUGAGACCACCAAGACAACUGAGGUGGAAAGUACCAAGAUGGAUGAGGAGGAAACAGAUAGUUUGGUACCCUCUCGUUUAGGUCCCACAAGAAAGGACAAAGAAUCUCAAAGUUUUUUCAUCCAUCCAGUCU
Carassius carassius (crucian carp) is the source of this 2083-nucleotide messenger RNA. RefSeq names its product protein phosphatase 1 regulatory subunit 3A-like. The record is from RefSeq and is a predicted model, not a curated record. Gene Ontology annotation, biological process: regulation of glycogen biosynthetic process. Bases 267 to 1604 code for a protein of 445 amino acids. Lineage: Eukaryota; Metazoa; Chordata; Actinopteri; Cypriniformes; Cyprinidae. The transcript has 4 exons. Gene Ontology annotation, molecular function: protein phosphatase 1 binding; glycogen binding. Gene Ontology annotation, cellular component: protein phosphatase type 1 complex.